AAGAGUCAGAUCGACAGGAGAUGAAAACACCAGCUCUCCCAGGACUUGGCUCAGUCUCAGGAAGCGGGUGUGUCUGCGUAAAGCAUCACCAACCACAGGCAGGGGGCGCUAGAGAGAGCGAGAGAGAAAGCGAAAACCUCCUCCACCUCCUCCUCCUCCUCCACCAUCAUCAUCAUCAUCAUCAUCAGCAGCAGCAGCACUGCGGCCGCUGUGUAAUCAGGCGGCUCCAGGGCUGAGGCGCACCGAGCCACACAGCGCGCAGCUCAGUGAUAAGGCUCCUUGGAAGAAGAGGAGCGCAAACUACUCUCCAGACCUGCCACGUUAUUUCAGCUGCACUUUGAGGACGCACCACAAACUGGAUUUUAACCGAGUCCGUUUGAGAGCAAUCAUUGGAAUAAUCUCAAUUUCACGCACUUCACGCAUCUCCCUGGACGGUGGGGUUUCCUUUGUGAAUCCUGGACCCUCUCUCGCGUAGAAAUGUGCGUGAAUCUUCCCUUUGCUGAAUUUCUUUCUCUCGAGUUGCGCCUGUAGCCCGGAGCGCACACUUUUGGCGCAAGGUGCACGUCGGAGAGAAAAAAAAGUUAGUUUUUUUUAAAAGUCUCCCACACGUGAGGUGCCUCUGACCCGAGCUUCUCCUCCUCGUGCCUCGAACACCUCCGGCCCGGUGGACGCGAUCCACGCGUAAAGGCGCGCGCAGUGCAGAGGACAGGGAGACUCUCGCGCCUCCAUAAAUGCCCGGUCCGUCAGAAAGGCUCGAGGCUGGGCAGCAGGAUGAGCGCGUGGGUACAGCUCGUGUUGCUGGCGGCGUGUCUGCGGUUCGGAGUGGCCGAGGGGGAGCCUCUGCCUGCAGCCCUGGUGGAGCUGGUUAGAAACAGCCCCAUCUCGUCCAUAGAGGACCUCCAGCUGCUGCUGCUCUCUGACUCCGUAGAUGAGGAGGACGGGACCUCUGCAGUCAGCGGAGGUCACAGACUACCAAGGAGCCUUGAUGCCCAGCCGGCCCAGCAGGCUCUGUGUAAAGUCCGCACAGAGGUGGUGGAGGUCACCAGGGCCAUGUUGGAUCGUAGCAAUGCUAACUUCAUGUUAUGGCCGCCCUGCGUCGAGGUGCAGCGCUGCUCCGGCUGCUGCAACACCAAGAGCCUGCACUGCGUCCCUGUGGUCACACACACCAGAUACCUGCAGGUGAUGAAGAUUGAAUACAUUAGUAAAAGACCCACUUACACUAAAGUGGUGGUGUCCGUGGUGGAUCAUGUGGAGUGCCGGUGUCAGCCGGUGCCUCGAGCCCCAGCGCCCAGGAAGAAAUCAUCACGCAGGCAACACAGCCACCAACAUCGGAACCAGACACUCAGCCAAGAACACGGACAGGCUAAGACUCAGUCCAAGGAUGAGCUGCAUCAGUGGGAUGAGCUGAAGCAGAACCAGAGGGCCCGUCUGGAGGAGCUGCUGGAGCAGCACUGGAGCCCCAGAGGAGACACCUUCACUCAGCCUGGGGAAGGCUACAGUCUGGCUGGGGACGACACGUCUCGGUCCGCUGGAGAGGAGGUUCUCUUGGUUCCACGCUGGACUCAUAACUCCAGCAGGCUCCACGGGACAGACGAGAACCAGGAGAACAUGGACGGCAACACGACAGUUUCCUCAGUGGAUAACGUUGGUGUUGAGGUAAAGAACAAGUCGGUAGAAGGUGGGAGUAGGUCACUGCUCGACAGCACUGAGGGAAAAGUCAAUGAGAGAAACGGGAGCAGAGACAAAGGAACACAAACACAAGUCCCAUUACUGCAAGACGACAAAUCCAAAUUUACAAAGAAUCACAGGGGAGGUGUCUCACAACCUGUUACUGAAAAUCCGCGAGUCAAACUCAGCCCGACGGAGGAAACCAAUAGCGAGAGACGUGGGAACAGACUGCGGCCGACGAAGGAACCAAAUCCGGAGCCUCGAGAGCUGGCGAGGCGGAGAGACAACGACACUCCGGAGGAAGAGAGGAUAUUGCAGAUUGAAGAGGCAAAACUGGAGGAGGAGAGGAAAGAGCUUCUCCUCCUCCACAGGAGGUUGGACCAGGAGAAGGAGAUCCUGAGACAGCAGCAGAUGGGGCGAGAGGAGGAGGAGAGGCAGAGAGAAAAGGGGACAGACAGUCGCCAUCACCCGAGUGGUAAACAUCAGCAUCAUCUGCAAACAACGACACAGAAACCAGAGACGACAACGCCUACGACCACCACACGACAGCCCUCAGCUCCAGCGGGCCCCAGACCUCCAGCUCGUCCCAACCACACGAAGAGGAGGAUGAGGAAGAAUCGCAAACGCAUCAGCAAGGCAGCUAUGAGAGCGAUGCUAAUGUAGAACUACAGUAAACCCAGGAACACAGUGUGAACUUGGUGUAUUUUGUGGAUAAUCCAGAGGUGACGCAGAGCGACUCCCUUCAUUUAAGUAUUUAUUCCUUCAUUCAGUAACCUGCUCGUCCUGUGAGGUCUCCUCCGUAACACUACUAAUGACUGACCGGUCAACCUGUAAGUACGCCUGGAUGGAGUCAGAGGAACGUGGAAUAUAAACAAAAGGUUUCUUCUUGAAGAGAACACUUUUGGCUCUACGACGGCCGGUGGCGCCCGAGGUCGGAGAACCUGGACGACUGAGACGCUGUGGAUAAAAGUGCGAUUUCAGAACUCUGCUUGGAACCUGUCUUGAUAUCAAAAGAGAGAAACUGCACUUAUGGAUGGACAAAGCUGAGUCUGUGCGUCAAAAGGGACAAAACUCUUGUAACGUAUGGGGACAAUCCUUCAAUGGACUGCAAUGACAAACUAAUGCUGACUGAAAUCACCAGUAUCUCCACGUGUGAUCCCAUGGGUCGGACUCAGUGUUGACGUGUUGGGGAGAUGAGGCCUGAUAUCAUUUAUUAGCUCAUUAAAAAACAGUGAUGCUCUGUUCUUAACCAUAUUUAAUUAUAUUUAACUCACUGCAAACACUGGAAUUACACAGCUGUGAUUCGAGAUCCAAAAAACGAAACCGUCCGGUGUUUCCAAAUCUCAUCACGGGUGAAAGGAGAGAAGAUUGAGGUGCUAUAGGAGCCGGAGGGGAUGGCGUCCCUCCUGAGGCCUGACCCUGUGCUAGGAUUCUUAUUUAUUUGUGGAUUAACGUUGUAGAAAUACUGCAAACAAAUUGUCGUCGAGCCUCAUUUCACGAUGUUUGGGUGUUUCCAUCAGAAACAAUGAAGAAAAACUCCCAGUACCAUGCAGUGUUGAACCUGUCGAAACAAGUGUGUGCAUGUGUUGUUGUGUACAUGUGUGUAUUGAAGCAUUUACAACAUCUGUUUCUCUCUUCGAUAGAGAGACGUCUAACACAUAGACUGUGUAGUAAGAUGGAGGACAUGACAGUUCCCCCGAAAGUGAAGCCAAACAGCCUUGAUCGCCCUCUAAUGGCCGGCUGCGGUGUAGGUUAGAAGAGUUCGUCUGAAUGAUGUUAAUUGUCCCCAUGACCUUGCUCUUCUCAUUUAGCCACUUGUUAGCUUCUGCUUGACCUCUGGGGG
Molecule: messenger RNA, 3511 nt
Organism: Platichthys flesus (European flounder)
Lineage: Eukaryota; Metazoa; Chordata; Actinopteri; Pleuronectiformes; Pleuronectidae
Gene: pdgfbb
Product: platelet-derived growth factor beta polypeptide b
Exons: 8
Coding region: 772-2331 (519 amino acids)
Biological process (GO): positive regulation of cell population proliferation; platelet-derived growth factor receptor signaling pathway; positive regulation of cell migration
Cellular component (GO): membrane
Molecular function (GO): growth factor activity; platelet-derived growth factor receptor binding
Source: RefSeq, a predicted model, not a curated record